GUUCGUGGAAAUGUACGGCGUGCCGCAAGUGGAACAAGGCCAAUUCAGUUUACUGUCCACAUUGCGGAGCACACUGGGAACAGGUGACGGAGAGUUAUGCAAAGGCAAGGGGCAAGCUGGUGGACAAGGACAGGCCAAGUCGCAGGGCAAAGGUCUGGGCAAACCGGCUGCGGCGAUCAAAGGGGCUCUGCCAGAAGCAGUGAAGCCCACGGUAGAGUCUCUACCGGUGCUGCCGAAAGCAGGGGCGGUGCCCAAUCCGAAGGCACCACAGGGACCCCAAGCACUGCCAUCCACCGAGAAGCAGCAGCUGGAUGCCCUGGUCAAAUGCCUGGGCAACAUAAAGGAGGCGCUCCCAGCAGAAGCGGUGGAAGCGAUCGAGCAGUUGCAGCUACACAAUACCCACGAUACUACAAAGGAGAUGCAUCGUGCGGUAGCGGCCCAGUCAGCUGCCAAGAAGCAACUGAUACAAGUCAAGGCGGCAAGGGCGGCUUAUAUAGCUGCCUGGAACGAGUACAUCAUCCAGGUGUCCGACCUCAUCAAGACUCAAGUGCAGGACCAGGCCACGCAAUUGGAACAUUACGACAAUGCGGAGGCAGCAUGGGCGUCGUCACUCGAGAAGGCGACGGCCGAUUUGUCUCGGAUGGCCACAGGCUCGGCCAUACCGAUUCAGGACGACGGGGAGACGGACAUGGAUGUGGCAGAGGCGCUGGUGGACCACGACAUCGAGACCACCAAGGAGCUCGAGGACCGCCGAAACCAGCAGUUGGCGGAAUCGGCCAAGCUAGUGGAGGCAAUGGCUGCUCUCAAGGAGUCGGCGGCACAGCGACUCGAGCAAGAGUCUUCCGAAGUCAGGGAAGGCUCGAGAACACCGCGACGACAGAAGCAGCCAGCGGUAGACCUUACCAAAGAAGGAGACAAGGGCGACAAGGAAGAGCAGCCAGAUGGUGCUCAGCCAAAGCAGCCGCGACAACAGCAGCAGCCGCCCUCGCUACCGAGGCCCCCUGGUGGGGCCAGUGCGUGA
Messenger RNA from Symbiodinium sp. CCMP2456, 1021 nucleotides. Lineage: Eukaryota; Dinophyceae; Suessiales; Symbiodiniaceae. The record is from the annotation of a GenBank genome assembly.